Messenger RNA from Adineta ricciae, 1377 nucleotides. NCBI's taxonomy places the organism in Eukaryota, Metazoa, Rotifera, Eurotatoria, Adinetida, Adinetidae. The record is from the annotation of a GenBank genome assembly.
AUGGCUGAAAAGAAUCAUCUUGUUCCUUAUGUAAAAGAGCAAUUAACUGAAGCUGUAAAAAUGUUUACUCAUCACGAACGACCCUUUCAAAAAACUCGACAAGAAAAAGUGACGGAUUUAACUAAACUCCGGCCAGGUGAUCACGUCAGUUUUUACAAAACAGACUUAUAUUAUUCGCAUCAUGGCAUUGUUUGUGAAGCGCGUGAAAACUACCUUCGUGUUAUACAUUACUUUAACACCUUAGCGCAUGCGCGUAGUGCAUUGAUGAAGGGUUCGGUUUACAUAGCCGCGAUUAUCGAAAGUGAAUGGUCGGUGAAUCUGAAAAGCAAAAGUGAAGAUGUAUUUCUUCAUCAUUAUGAUGGUAUCAAGUGUUUCACAAAUGAAGAAACAUUACAACGAGCUUUUUCACAGUUAGGUCGACGUGGAUAUUCGUUGAUCAGUAAUAAUUGUGAACAUUGGUCUCGAUGGUGUCGAACAGGUGAACAUUUUUCCGAGCAAAUUUAUAAAUUUCGCCGACUGGUUAAGGAGAAAACCGCAACGUUAUUAAUUAUGGAUCCAACUGCGUUGUUAGUUAAGGAUGUGGCAUUGGUUGGUGUGCAAACAUUCGGACAAUUCUUAAGCGCUGUUGGAUCAGGCGUGGUGCUCACAGCUGUGGAAAGUAUUUCAGCGUAUAUUGACAUACGAAAGAAAAAGAAUGAACGAAAAAAAGGAAGUUUAAGUGAUGUUGCUUUUAAAAAAUAUGUCAUUCGACGAAUAACCUCCGCAUCGACAACCGUCGUUGGUGGAACAGCAGGAACUGUUGUUGGAACAAUUCUAAUUCCUGUACCUAUUCUCGGUUCGACUGUGGGAGGUGUCAUCGGUAGUGUUGGGGGCAAACUAGUUGGAGACAUAUCGGGUAUUGCUCUGUCGAAAAUAGUCGAAGUCUAUGACAGAAUCAAAGAAGCUAAAGUGAAAAAGAUGGUAGCGAUUCCACAAUUGAUGAAUCAUCUUUCACCGCAAAGCGAACUUCUUCGAGGUUUGAUAAAUAUCUCGGUGAAUCGAGAAGAAGAAGUGAAAAUAACGAGUGGUAUCCAAGAAGCAAUGAAUAGUGAACCCUCUCGACUCUAUCCAUCUCUAGAAGAAUUCAUUCGUAUUAGUCCAACUGUUACACCGGAAAAAUGCCGAGCGGCAUCACAAUUGACAACUGAACUGUUUCCUGAAUCGAGUUCUUAUGAUUAUUUCGUACUAACACCUGUUCCGGAUGAGAAUGCUGCCGAAGAAUUCGCAUCAUCGACCGAUUUGCUCGUCCUUCGAUGGCCGAUUGAUUCGAUAAAACCAUGGGAAAGUGGUGAAGCACAAGUGUUAGACAUUAAUGAUUUAGAUUCCAAUAAACAGUGA